UUGUCUGCGAGCCACAUGUGACCAUCAAAAGAGCCAUAUAUGGCUCGCGAGCCAUAGGUUCCCGACCCCUGUUUUAGAGGAACCUAAAGUGAGGAAGACUCUCCAACACCGGAUCCUUUUGAUCUUUGACCAUCAACGUAUCAAAGCAGCUUUUUUGCUUUCUUUAGCUGGAAAGACUGAACUUUAACCUUUCCACUCAAGAACAGAAGACAAAGAUCAGUCGGAUUCAGGACUUUGCUCAAACUUCCAGGCGUGUCUUGUUUGCCAGCUCGUCAAGUUGCUGUAGCAGCUCUGAUUUCUUUGCAUGUAGGAACAAAAUGAUCUUCUUCCCAAAUGUCUGGAAAUAAUGGAGAAGAAAAAGCAGCCGUACAGUUUUCCACUCUUCUCUCUUUUCUUUCGUCUUUUCAAUCUCGCGGCUUGUAAAAUGAGCCUCGUUUCUCUGCCGCUGUGUGCUAGGAAUAUAUAUUAGCUCAAUAAAACGUAAAACUGCUUUCCCCAGACCGUAUAGCCUUCAGACAGUAUCUUAUAAAUAUUCAAUGUCUCACAGCCAUUGUAGAAUUUUUUGCUGAAGGCAGCUCAAUUGCAAAAGACCAAGACUCCGUGUGAUUCUGACCAUUAUUCAUCUCAUUUGUGUCCUCUAACUUUUGUUUAGCUCAAUGCUAUUCGCGGCUGAAAAUAUAUGCCCCCCCCCUUUGAUGCAACUGAGGUGUCACUUAUAGGAUAAGAAAGAGUCACCCAAAGCAUUAAACUCCAGAUGUUUGUUUUAUUGGCCUCUUGAGUCCCUUUAAUGACAACACUGCAACAGAAAGAGGCGGGCGGAUCUUCACGGCUUCAUUAGUUCCACUCGGUGGUCCAGGUUUGCAUGGGGGGGGGUUUGAAAUGAAGACGUCCAAAUUGACCAGUUAAUUAGUCCCUGAAAAGGAUUGCUGAUGAUGAUGGGGGGGUGGGGGUGGGGGAUGAGCCCUGGGGGAGCAGUCUGCCGGCAACCAUGAAGGAGUUUAGGAUUGUUGGUGGGAGGAGCUGAUGCAGUGAAAUGUGGAGGACAUUCUGCUGAUGGUUCUCAGCUUUUUUUGGUGAUUCUUUUGGCAUUUAAAGCCGUAGUCUCAACUGUCCUCGCGGGGGGGUCCGGGCCGUUUCAACUGUCCUCGCGGGGGGGUCCGGGCCGUCUCAACUGUCCUUGCGGGGGGGUCCGGGCCACACAGGUGCUGCAGCCUGACUGUUAGAAAUGAGGAGAGUAGACAAUCACAGAGUAGUUUGUGUGGACGUCCUACGGGCACUAGCGUGUCGUGUGCACACCCCCGUGUGUGCAGCAUUCGUGGUACAUUCCAUGAGGGGCCUGUACUCACACCUUACUAAGGACAAGAGAGCGGCGUUAGCAUGGCGUACGACAGCAUCACCUGUGCGUGUAACUUCCAUUAUCCUUCUUCACAAUACACCUACCACAAUCACGACAAAGGUCCACCUGUAAACGUCACCUGCAACAUUUUUAUCAACAGUUUUGGAUCCAUCGCUGAAACCACCAUGGACUACAGAGUGAACAUCUUCCUGAGGCAGCAGUGGAACGACCCCCGCCUGGCCUACAGCGAGUAUCCCGACGACUCGCUGGAUCUGGACCCGUCCAUGUUGGACUCCAUCUGGAAGCCGGAUCUGUUCUUUGCUAAUGAGAAGGGCGCCAACUUCCACGAGGUCACCACGGACAACAAGCUGCUGCGCAUCUCCAAAAAUGGCAACGUGCUGUACAGCAUACGAAUCACUCUGAUCCUGGCCUGCCCCAUGGAUCUGAAGAACUUCCCCAUGGAUGUGCAGACCUGCAUCAUGCAGCUGGAGAGCUUCGGCUACACCAUGAACGACCUCAUCUUCGAGUGGGACGAGAAGGGCGCCGUGCAGGUGGCGGACGGCCUGACGCUGCCUCAGUUCAUCCUGAAGGAGGAGAAGGACCUGCGCUACUGCACCAAGCACUACAACACAGGUAAAUUCACCUGCAUCGAGGCUCGCUUCCACCUGGAGCGACAGAUGGGCUACUACCUGAUCCAGAUGUACAUCCCCUCGCUGCUCAUCGUCAUCCUAUCCUGGGUCUCCUUCUGGAUCAACAUGGACGCCGCGCCGGCCCGGGUGGGUCUGGGCAUCACCACCGUGCUGACCAUGACCACGCAGAGCUCCGGCUCCAGAGCCUCGCUGCCCAAGGUGUCCUACGUAAAGGCCAUCGACAUCUGGAUGGCCGUCUGCCUGCUCUUUGUCUUCUCUGCCUUGCUGGAGUACGCCGCCGUCAACUUCAUCGCCCGCCAACACAAGGAGCUGCUGCGCUUCAGACGGAGGCGACGACACAUGAAGGAGGACGAGACGGGCGACGGGCGCUUUGGCUUCCCCGGGUACGGCAUGGGCCCCGCCUGCCUGCAGGCCAAGGACGGCAUGGCCAUCAAGGGCAACAACAACAACGCCCCCACCUCUGCGGCGCCCGAGAAGAGCAUCGAGGAGAUGAAGAAGCUGUUCAUCGGUCGGGCCAAGCGCAUCGACACGGUGUCCCGCGUGGCCUUCCCGCUCGUCUUCCUCAUUUUUAACAUUUUCUACUGGAUCACGUACAAGAUCAUCCGCAGCGAGGACGUCCAUAAGCAGUAGCCGAGGAGGUGACUGAAGUCAGACAACUUUGCUCUUUUUUUCCCACUUUCCCCCUUUUUUCAGCCUCUUCCUGGUUCGGUUGCAUUUUGCAUCCCUCUGAACCGAGAGCGGUCAUCAGAGGCGUCUCCCCCCUGAAUCCCCCGCCCCCCGUCUCCUCUUCACGCCCUCUGAAUAAUGCGGACCGGUGCAAUAGCAAUGCAGUAAAAUGCAUGAAAUAUGAAUGUGGCAAUAUAUUAAAGAAAAGAAGAAAAAACCCCAAAAACUGUUUGGGAGUGAAGGAACUGCAGCAGAGAGGAGGAAGCUGAGAGGAUCUUGUAUUUAAUUGGAGUUUUUGUGUGAAGACAGAUAUAUAUAUAUAUAAUUCUAUAUGGAAACAAUGGGAACGGGUGGGGGUGGGGGGUGCAAGAGGCUGUGUAUCAUACUCAUAUCUAUUAUAAUUUAAAAGAACAGGAACUCUGUGUCUACCGGAUGGCAUCUGAGCGAACAGACAGGAAGAAAGGCGGAUAAGUGCUUCUAUAACAAAGGUAUGCAAGGAUCCCGCCUUCCCUAUAUAUAGAUUUGCUUCAAACGUGUAUUGCAAGCACUCGCCAGAGCUUUACUGCCCUCCCGCUGCCAACGCCACAGAAACUGCAGUCGGUCCAGGUUCCGCCGCAGACAGAACCGGAAGGACAGAAAAAAGAAAAAACCUCUGGACUGACGGAAACCUGCGAUCAGCAGUCCUUACGUACUUUCGUAUCGCAUCAACCGUUGGGUUUGGAUUCUGCUUUUGUACCUCUUUGUUUGUGCCAAACGAACAUGCGGCGGUGCGGCGCCCCCAUAACCCUUCUCUGGAGGAACGCCUCGAUGUCAAAAGCGGAUUUGUUCUCUUGUUUUUGUUUUUUUUCUAGAGCGGACGUUCGUCCUGUUCAGAGCUGUGAAAACGGGUUUGCUCCUCUUCUGGUGUUUCGUUCUUCUGCACGCAGUUCCCAGAAAACCUGAGUACAAACGUUUGCUUCGGGGGGAAAAGAGCUGCCCAAACCUGCCUGGACCUUCCUUCCAACAGACCCACAGCAUCACACUCCCACCUCCAUGUCUGACUCUGAAAGUGUAGCUUUGAAUCCAGAUGUUUUCUUUUUUCCAGACGGUGUGUCUGAUCAGAAGAGGUUUAACCUCCAGAUGUUGCCUGUCUCCAUGGAUCCAUGUUGGUCCAGAAGUCUCCUCCUUGUUUUGCUGUCAUAACGUUGUUCUGGAUUUUGCUGUGUGGAUCUGUUUCUGCUGAGGUUCAAAAUGAUUCUUUUUUUUACGGUGGAGGGGGGGCAUUCUGUACAAUCAGCUGGCAGAGAUGGACACCUACAGAAGUAAAUGUACUCAGGUUUUCUUUAGGUUGAGUUUAGAAUGAGGGGCUAAGGCUUCUUCGCAGCACUGGAUGAAGUUUAAGAAGAAAAAAAAAGCAGUUUCUCUUGUUUUUGGAAACAUUGACAUGUUUACACCUUCGUAGUGCUUCCUUGCUUUGAUCCCACCUAAAUGUGAGAAGUUUAGCCCCGCCCACUUCCUACCUAAACUCCAGAUUAUAAUGCUGUUGUGUGUUCAUGUCCUUCACAAAGCCUCAUGAAGCUUCACCGUGGCCCACGCAGAAGAACAGAAGAAUUUGGGUUCUUUUUGGGGGGGUUCUGUGGGUCGGGCCGGCUGGUACCUUUGAAUGCGGAUCUGCUUUGCACCAGGCUUCUAUGCAAUGACCCGAAUAUGCAAUCGUGGUUUUGGGUUCGUCUUCGUAGCUCUUCCAUUUCAGGCAGCUGCUAGCAUCUCCGAGAAAGUUCCUGAACGUUUUUCACAGUUGUUGUGAUGUUUGCCGUCAGCGGAAGACCUCAGCAGAAGACUGCAUGAAGAUUUAAAGAUAGAAUCUGCUCAGAGCAGAAAAAGGCUAAAACAGAGCUACAACACGCGUGAACUCAAAGUUCAGACGUUUCUCUUCAUUUUCAAUUGACAGAUCAAUAUUAUGUAAUGGGAUGUUAUUGGUGGGAUUUGACCUUCACCUGCAUCUUUGCACCUGAGUCUCAUUCUGUGCUGUGAGACGAACCUAAAUGACAUUUAGGACUAAACUCAAAUGCAUUCUUUUCGUAACGACUUGCAUUAUUAGCAUUGAUCCGAUUCCAGUUUGAAAUCAAACUGCUCAUGCACUUUUCUUUCACAUGCACUCAUCAAAAAUAUUUCCAAAUUUUAAAAAAAAAUGUAAAAGCAAAGAAAAUGUAAUUUUCUAGAGCUCUACUCUGAUGAGAUUAACUUAAAAAAGUAGUUUGCACCACAAAUAUGUGUUUGCUGACCAUAAAGUCUGUUUUAAACAGAAAAAUCCGCCAAAUUUGGCCUCAGCCUUAAAAUGCUUUUUUUCUGGAAUAUUAAGUUUCAAAUUUGGAUUUACAGAAAAAACUAAAGCAGAAACAAAAUAACCUCCAGGAUUUACUACUGAGAGACUCGGGAGAUGUUUCCCAGCACCUUCACACUUAUUCUAAGAUAAAGUCAAUUCUGUGGGAUUAACUCACUAGAAUGCUAAAUGCUAGCAUCUCCUGUUAUCUAAUAAGGAAUUUUAAGCUACGUUCACACCUAACGCCAUCUGCGCAGCGAUCAGAGGUCCUGCACCACAUUUUGACCGUCAGGCGAGGCGGAAUUCUAGGAUGUUCUGCCAUGUUUCCAGAGUUUAAACAUCCAGAACGAGUUGCGUCAACCAAUCAGGGACUCGGCUUUGGUAUUCAUGAUGCGUUCAGUGGGUGGAGAAUGUGACUGCUGUCUAAACAGAGGCGUGAGAAUCACGUUGGGUGUGAACGCAGCCGUAUCCAGAUUGGGAUUCCAGCACUUUGUGUUUGCAAACAUUUCAAACUAUCAAACAUUCAAGUUCAGUCAUUUCCAAGCAGAAAGGUGCUAGCUGCUACAACCCCUCCUGGAAAUAUUGUGCUUUGAGUUUGGAAAAGACGUCCACAUUGGUGAUCUCAUGAAUGAAGAGAAGUUAUUGCUUAUUCUAGAUUAUAUUGCUGGUUAAAAAAAGAUAAAGCUGCAAGUUUUCGCACGGUAAAUGUCUCAAAACAUUAGCAGAAAGGCUUUUUCUUGCUCUUCUGUUGUAUUUGAUUCCACUGUUGUUCAGAAUCCCGUUGUGUUUGUCGAUGUAUUUUUAUUUUAAUGAACACAUUGUGGACCACUGAUGUGGUUCACAACAUCUGUGACAGCCUGCAGGACCAGCUAACUUCUCUGUUGCAUUUUGACUUUUUGAUUCAUAAAAUUAUUAUUUUAUUAUUCUCAUUUAAGGAAAAGGAUUUAUCAGAUCAUCAAACGUAAAGCUCUGCUAAUUUAUACAAUUUAUCUGUGUUGAUUUUGUGCCAAAUAUAAAUCCAGAGGGAAGUUGGAGUUCUGCUACUUUGAGACGUUUUGUUUUUGUGUGACCGCAUUACUAAAACCUCUUUGUUUCUACAAGUAAACAGUUUAUCGGAAUUAGAUUUUUUCAUUUCUACGAUGAAUCACUUUGUUUGCUUUGGGGGUGAGUAAAGAUGAUCCGAAGGGCUAAGCCGAACACACCCCAGUCUGAAUACUCCAGCAUGAGAUUAUUGGGGAGUCAAAGUGCCAGAAAAUCCACAACCUCAGAUUGAUCAAACUCAUCCAGAUGCUUCUCUUCAUUGGAGAUUUGUUAAUUCUUUAUUUAAAACAAAAAGGGUGAAUAGCUAAUUAUGAAUCUAUUUAAUUAGAUACCUCCAAAAAAUAUGUGACUUAUUAUUGAUGUUUGGGAUAAAAUUUAAAAAAAAACUGUUGUUUUUUUCAAGAAAAUACCCUCUAAAAUAGAGCUUACUGAACCCAAAACAUCUGAAAAAAGGAAUUUGUGUUUCAUCUUCAAACUUAUAAAACCAUUGAAUAUUGUUUGAAAACAAACUUAGAGUUUUAUAAUUAUAACUUUGGCUGAUGCUAAAAUGAACUUUCUCAACUUGCAUCUCAGGUCUAGUUUUACCUCCUGAGUGGAAAAUCCAAACCGAAGGAAUUCCAGCGGAAAGUUUCACAUAGGAUUCAGUUUGACUUACAGUAAACUGCACUAGUUUGAUAUCAGAUCAUUGAAGAAACUAUUUACAUCCCCAAAUAGGCCCUGGCUCAUUUAUUUUUGUAGGUAAAGCCCGCCUACCAAAGACAAAAACGGUCCAAAACCAGCUGAUCAAACAGUAGCACACAUGAUUUCCUUUAAUGUGUUAAAGUCUGACAGUAGUUAUUUAUGGACCAAAGAAUCAAACAUUUUCAAAAAGAAGCUUAAAAUGUUCAAAUACAUAAAUAGCAUGUGUGUAGCAUAUAGGCAGAGCGGCUGUUGGCGAUGAAAACACCGUCUUUGAAGGGUUCUGUUGGACCACAUUAGUCCCUCUGUUUGUUUUCAUGAAGGCGGGCAUUGCUGAUCGUCAUUUAGCUGAAAUGCUAUUAAAGAAAACAUCUCAGACUGAGCAACCAUCAAGCUAGUUUUAGACAUCAACACUUUCUGCUUAAAGCGCCGGAGCUUUAGCUCCAACGUUGACGUUUUUUGAAUCAUUGUGACUCGUUGACCGUUUACGCAAGUGAAGGAAUUCCAGCAGAAUUAGAUGUGAGAGUAGCAGCUUUGAAAUUAUAUGCAACACUUUACUAGCAUAAAGUAGUCAAGUACUGUAAAGUGUUGCUAAGAUGCUUUUCUUCCACACCGGAAUCUGUUGGAAUAACGUUAAUUGCGUAAACGGUUGAAGAGUUACAGUCACUCAAAGAUUGUGUCUUAUCGCCGGUAUCAGCUCUGGUAUUAAAGGGUUAAAUGUUAACAUUGGUCCCAAAAAAGUCCCAAAAUAUUUUCUUUUUUCUAAAUUACUUGUACAGCUCGAUGUAGAAAAAUCUGGAUGAUAAAUUCUGAGAUUGGUUGCUAUAGAUGGAUGUUUACAGAACUCUAAACACAAAUUUUUUUAAAUCUACAGGCAGCUUACUGGAGCCAAAGAGUGUAGCAGCUGAAGCCCUUUCUCAAAAAUUAACGAGGGAUUGCAAACCUUGAAAAAAAUACUUUUCUAUGUUGAAUUCAAAAUAGGAACUACUGAUUGUUUGUUAAAAAAAAACAAAAAAAAAUAAAAGAAUUGAUUCUGUUUUCUGUUAAAAAACAAAACCUGAACAAAGUUUUCUGUGGAGAUGACCGUUUUCUUCUUUGUGUGCCAUAAACGCUGCAACUGGAAGCACUUCCAUAAGCCGACGUCCGUUCUCUCGUGCCAUAUGGGGUUGAAUAUGCAACUACAGACAAGGACCUACAAGCAUAUCAUGCAUCUCUUCAACCGCCAUCUUUCAUGAGCCUUUUCCCUGCUGUGGAUCUCCUGUGAACCGUAGUCUCGCUGUGUCAUUGACCUCAUUCCAUUCAUCCUUGAGGAUGUUGUUUGGGUUCGGGAGGACUUCACAUUAUGAAACCGGGUUAAUAUUUCAUCACACUUUGAUGUGAUGUGGCUAGUUUGAAACAUAAGGGAGGAGUUUGUGAAAGUUCUGAACUGGGUUUAAAAAAAAAAGCAUGGCUUGAUUUCUUGGUGAUUGGUUCCACUGGUUUUAAGUGGAGUUUGUACACUUCACUUAUAUUUUAUUGUAAUAACUGUACAAGCCUAUACCACAAGGGACGAAGGAAAAAAAAUACAGUGACCCCUGAACUGCUGUGAACUAAAGGAAAUAUUAUUUAUUGAUUGAAUUUUAUUUGCACAAGUUGGAAUGGCCUUAAUUUAGCUUUACUUGCUUCUGUUGUGUAUUGGCACAAAGUGCACCUGUUUAAUUUGCAAAAUUGAAAAAUGCUACUUAUGAUGCUUAUAAUCUGAGUGUGCACAUCAAAGCAGGAUGAAAAAAAAAGAAUCAGCAAAUCCUUUUUAUUUUUCAUUAAUCUGAGAAGUGAUAUUUUGCAUGAGCAUAAGUAAAAAGGCAGAUAUUUUGGCUUGUACAAAAAUGUGAAGCAAUUUGAAGAGAAAAAUAAGAAUGUACCGUUUCUGCUGUAUCUGUAUAUAUCUAAAUAUUUAUUGAAAUAUGUCAUACUACUAAUUCUAUAAACGAUUAAAAGUUUUCUCAAAAAAAAAAAAAACUCAACCUGUUUUUGAACAUUGUCAAGGUUGUUGAAGUUGGAGCUUCUGUUUUCUGUUAUUCAACUCAAGGAUCUGUGUAACCAUUCAUGAAAAAGUAUUAAAAAUAGCAAAUAAAUGAAAA
Oryzias latipes (Japanese medaka) is the source of this 8793-nucleotide messenger RNA. It is a transcript of the gene glra1, whose product is annotated as glycine receptor, alpha 1. Lineage: Eukaryota; Metazoa; Chordata; Actinopteri; Beloniformes; Adrianichthyidae. Gene Ontology annotation, cellular component: plasma membrane; postsynaptic membrane. The record is from RefSeq and is a predicted model, not a curated record. Gene Ontology annotation, molecular function: transmitter-gated monoatomic ion channel activity; glycine binding; transmembrane signaling receptor activity. Gene Ontology annotation, biological process: monoatomic ion transmembrane transport; chloride transport.